UUGAUAAAAACACAGACAUAAGAGAACAGCCAGCAUCCCAGAUGCAAGCUCUUCAGUACUUUCUCGGGAUCCACAAGCCCAAGGUGAAAUCAGCCUGAACAUCAGCUUUCAGAGUUGCAGAGAAGUAGUCACCAUGAGUGAUAAACCUAACGAGACUCUCAUCAAAGAGUGCCUGCUCCAGCUGAGAUGCCACUUUACGUGGGGCUUGCAAAUUGACAACACUGAAAUGCUUGAUUUAGAAAACAGGGUCUUUGAUCAGAUUGAGUUCCUGGAUGUCCAAUGCAAUACGAGAAUGUACAACCUGCUGGCCUACGUGAAACACCUGGCAGGUCAGAAUCAAGAAGCCCUGGAGAGUUUGAAAGAAGCCGAAGACUUUCUGCUGCAAGAAUUCGCUGACCAAUCAGACGUGAGAGGUCUGGUCACCUGGGGCAACUAUGCCUGGCUGUACCACCACAUGGGCAGGCUGGGAGAAGCCCAGACUUACCUGGACAAGGUAGAGAAGACGUGCAAGAAGUUGGCAAGUCCCUUUAGCCACAGGAUGGAGUGUCCAGAGCUCGACUGUGAGGAAGGAUGGGCCUUGCUGAAAUGUGGAAGAAAUAAUUAUGAACGAGCCAAGGUUUGCUUUGAAAAGGCUUUGGAAGUAGAUCCUACAAACCCUGAAUUUAGUGUUGGGUAUGCAAUCGUCACCUAUCGCCUGAACAACAUUAAGAGAACAGAACAGGUAAAGAGUCUGGACCCCCUAAAACAGGCCAUCAGAUUGAAUCCAGAAAAUGAAUAUGUUAAAGUUCUCCUAGCACUGUGUCUUCAGGACUUAGGACAAGAAGAUGAAGGAGAAAAGUACAUUGAAGAAGCACUGGCCAGCAAGACCUCGCACACUUACGUCCUUCGGUAUGCAGCCAAGUUUCACCGAAGAAAGGGCUCUCUGGAUAAAGCUCUUCAACUCUUACACAAGGCCCUCAAGGACACACCCUGCUCUGCCUUAGUGCAUCACCAGAUAGGGCUUUGCUACAAAGCACAAAUCAUUCAAAAUAAAAAGGUCACACACUGGCAACCCAGAGGGCAGGAUAGAGAAAAUAUUGGAAGACUGGCAAGAUUAGUUAUAGACCAUUUGGAGUGUGCUGUGAAACACAAGCCUACUUUUGUGAUUGCUUACAUAGACUUGGCAGAAAUUUACAUAGAAAUAGGUGACUACUGCAAAGCUGAGGACACCUACCAAAAAGUGUUAAGCAUGAAAUCACUCUCAGAAGAAGACCUGCAACAGUUGCAUCUCCACUAUGGCAAAUUUCAGGAAUUUCAGAGGAAAUCUGAAGUAAAUGCAAUUAUUAAUUAUUUAAAAGCAGUGAAAAUUGAGAAGGCAUCUUUUUCGAGAGAUAAAAGUAUCAGUGCUUUGGAGAAAUGCGCCUUAAAGAAACUUCGGAAAAAUGAAUUUGACGUGGAAGGCUUGAGCCUCCUUGGGUUCGUGCAGAAGCAGAAAGGAGAAAUCACGAAGGCCCUGGAGAGCUAUGAGCAAGCCCUGAAGCUGGCUGCCGGCCAGGAGAAAUCUCUGGGACAUAAACUCAAAGUUCCAAAGCCAUGAUGCUUAUUUGGCAUUUCACAGUCUAUUUCAUUUUAGAAUAACUGUACUAAUCCAAUCCAAGGUAUGGCUUUUGAAACGUGUAAUUGUGUAGCUACUUGUGACUCUCAAAUACUAUUAUGUAAUUCCCUGAAAUGGUGUACAUUUAAAUAAUAGUUCAAACCUGAUAUAUAACAGCAAUAUGUAGAAAACAAUGAAACAGAACGGCCAUGUCUCUGUGUCAGAAGAGAGAGGAAUUAUUUCUUUGUGAAGUCUCUCUAGAAAUUGCAAUUUGUUGAGUAGAUUUGUAGCAAAGAAAAUACUGAACUUACAUAAAAUAAAAUGCUUAAUUAAUUCAUUUUAAUCAAC
Molecule: messenger RNA, 1921 nt
Organism: Sorex araneus (European shrew)
Lineage: Eukaryota; Metazoa; Chordata; Mammalia; Eulipotyphla; Soricidae
Product: interferon-induced protein with tetratricopeptide repeats 1-like
Exons: 2
Coding region: 134-1576 (480 amino acids)
Biological process (GO): defense response to virus
Cellular component (GO): cytosol
Molecular function (GO): protein binding; RNA binding
Source: RefSeq, a predicted model, not a curated record